Messenger RNA from Mytilinidion resinicola, 1056 nucleotides. RefSeq lists its product as uncharacterized. The record is from RefSeq and is a predicted model, not a curated record. The transcript is spliced from 3 exons. Lineage: Eukaryota; Fungi; Ascomycota; Dothideomycetes; Mytilinidiales; Mytilinidiaceae. The coding region runs from base 1 to 1056 and encodes 351 amino acids.
AUGACCGAUCGAAGCAUGGAGACUCCGACGAUUGACUCCGCGGGAGCCAUUCGAGCCUACACGGGCAUCCCUGGAUCUAUUCGAGAAGAUUUCAUUGUUCUGAAGGUAGACGAUGGCGCAGGAGGUCAAGGCACCUUCAUUGUACCGCGAGCACUUACAGAAAAAAUCAACUAUAUCAAAGACCGAUAUACAAUCAAGAGGCCCAACACGAUUGAUAUGCCAGCCAUUUCACCAGACGCAUUCCAUCGCGUUGUGCAACACGUUUCUACCGGUACUUUCGACAUCGCGGUUCCACUCUCGAACUGGAAGUCGUACCCUCUGAAGGCGGCCAGAACGCAACAAGCAAACAUCCGUAACCCAGCUCGCAACCUUUGGCUAGAUUGGAAUGCCGACAAAGAGACUUUCAGUCUACGGCUCUACGGAACCGAAUCUGAUAUCUCUGGGGAUGCGUUCUCUCUUCUGGUCCUCGGACCACUCAAGGCUCCAUAUUUGACCUUGAACUUCAAUCAGUUGAGCGUGACCAUCACCCCCGGGGUCUCGGAGGUCCAAAUCACAUUCUGGACGCAAGAUGAUCUGUUGGACUUCCUCCUGCAACUUCUUGCUUUGCUAAAGUCAACUCGAUGCCCAGUCUGUGACGAGCGAAUUCAAGCGAUGAAAGUUGAAGAAUACUCAACCCCUAAGCUCCGGACCUUCAGCACUACCUUGGACAUUUCUGAUGACAACAACAUUGACGUCAGAUCUGAGCGAUUCAGAUUGAAGCUACUCGACCGAGAAUUUGAGGUUUACCACGCUGUGUAUCAGACCGGUAUCACUGAGAUGUACACGCUGUUGCUCAAGAAAGUCGAGGACAUCCUCAGAGGCGGAGAAGAAGACUUGCAAGUUGCUCUGGCUCAGCGUGUGCAAAAGCAAGCCUUCACUCCUACAAACUUCAAGGAAUACGUGGCGAGUCGCAUGUAUAACAUGUUCCGCGACGUCUCUGUUGAGGAUGACUUGGACUUCAAGGGGGACUUGCAAGUCGCUCUUGCUGAAGCCUUGCGCAGAGCAGGAAGGUGCUGA